Rotaria sordida is the source of this 1548-nucleotide messenger RNA. The record is from the annotation of a GenBank genome assembly. NCBI's taxonomy places the organism in Eukaryota, Metazoa, Rotifera, Eurotatoria, Philodinida, Philodinidae.
AUGACAAAAUGGCUAGCUAAUAAAGGAUAUGAUGCUAAAAACAUAUUUUCUCUCGAUGAAAAAUACAAGUGUCUAAUCUGUGGAUUUAUACUUCGUGAUCCUGUUCAAAUAACUUGUGGUCAUCGAAUAUGCUAUGCAUGUCUUCAUGUUGAAAAUAAUAUUGUUCGAUGUCCCGAAUGCUCGGAAAUAACAUUGACAUCAAAGAUCAGACUUGAUAAAGGAUUCGAUAACGAAAUACAAACAUUGAUUAUCGUCUGCAUUUUAUGCGAAUGGUCAGGUCAUUUGAAAAACUAUCAAAAUCAUCUUGAACAAUUACAUAACCAAUAUAGAUGUUUGUACUGCAAUGAAAUAUUCACGUCAUUAACAUUAAUGAAUCAACAUAAAGAAACUACAUGUCCACAAAUGAUGGUGAAUUGUAACCUGCAAUCAUACGGCUGUAACGAAUUGGUGCUGCGCUGUAAUCUAUCGGAACAUUACCUCAGUGAAAUGCAUCAAAAAACUCUUGUACUAUAUGCUUUGCAACUCGUGUCAAAAUUAACUGAAGAAAAUCAAAAGAUAGCAUGCUCUGACAUGCAUGAUGAACGGAAAAUAAUUGAUCUUCCAUCUAAAGUAACUACUGCUCUAUCAACAACUUUAGUAACUGAUGAAUAUAAUGCCCAACAAGAAUAUAUCAAUGAAAUGGUGAAUACGUUAUCAGAUGGCAUUGUAACAUUAAAUGAUGACAUACAGCGACUGAGUAGUGAAUCAUUGCAACAGUCUCAAUUAAUAGAGAUGACUAGUCAAAGUUUAAUACAGUUAAAAACAUCAUGUGAAGAAUCAAAUGUUGGUCUAAAUGCAUUUAAUACUAAUAUGAGCAUCCUUCAACAGGAUUACUUUUCUUUAAAACAUAAAAUCGAAGAGACACAAUCAAUUUCUUAUGAUGGAAUAUUAAUAUGGAAAAUUACCAAUAUUCAGGAGAAAAUGAUUGAUGCUCAAUCUGAACGUCAAGUGUCUAUUUAUUCACCACCGUUUUAUUCUUCGCUGACAGGGUACAAAAUGUGUGCUCGUCUUUAUUUGUAUGGCGAUGGAAAUGCGCGUCGUACUCAUAUAUCUCUCUUUUUCGUUUUAAUGCGAGGUUUACAUGAUUCAUUGCUUAAGUUUCCUUUCACUCACAAAGUUACAUUUUGUUUAUUUGAUCAAACUGGCGAACAACAACAUAUCAUUGAUUCAUUUCGUCCUGAUCCAAAGUCAAGUAGUUUUCAAAAACCACGUUGUGAUAUGAAUAUUGCAAGUGGAAUUCCAAAAUUCGUCUCGUUAGACAAAAUUCAACAGCAAAAUAAUCGAUAUAUUAAAGAGAAUACCAUGUUCAUCAAAGUGAUGGUAGAUUUUGAAAAUUUGCCCAAGACAAUGAUACCUUUUGCCGUAGGUUUAAAUCCGGGUCUACCAACAUAUUGUCAACAACGAAUGAUACAACAAGAAAUAGAACGAAGGGUACAAUUGCAAUCUCAAAAAAAAUUGACAAGUAAUGCAGUGACUACCAAUAGCAAUUUGUCGAUAAGCAAUCAAUAA